This is a messenger RNA of Erpetoichthys calabaricus (reedfish), 6400 nucleotides long. Its product is annotated as IQ motif and SEC7 domain-containing protein 3-like. Gene Ontology annotation, molecular function: protein binding; guanyl-nucleotide exchange factor activity. Bases 116 to 3364 code for a protein of 1082 amino acids. Gene Ontology annotation, biological process: regulation of ARF protein signal transduction; actin cytoskeleton organization. The transcript has 14 exons. NCBI's taxonomy places the organism in Eukaryota, Metazoa, Chordata, Cladistia, Polypteriformes, Polypteridae. The record is from RefSeq and is a predicted model, not a curated record.
GUGCGGCAGGAGAGAAGAGAGGAGCAUCCAUCUGCAAUUACAAGUCAAGUCAUAGCAACAGCGAGAUUAGCGACGAGAGCCUGGCUUGUGUAGGCACUUCGCCGUACUGACAGGCAUGGAGAGCCUGCUGGACAACCCCAUGAAAGCUGUCCUGUAUCUCAAGGAGCUUACUACCAUCGUGCAGAACCAGCAGAGUCUGAUCCAAACACAGCGACAGCGGAUAGACGAGCUUGAGCGGAGGGUGGAAGAGCUGAUAGGCGAGAACCGGCAACUGAAAGAGCAGCAUCAGCCUCACCACUACCAUCACCACCACCACCACCCGGCGCCACGCAGUGCCAGCCCUCAGUCCGCAGCGCUCCCACAUCAGCACCCGGGCAACAGCAAAGCCGGGACACAUCCGGGACAGCAGCCACAGCAGCCCAGGCAGCACCCGUCGCAGUCUCAGCAGCAUCUGCAACUGGUGCCCGCGUCCUCGCCGUCCCCGCAGCCUAGCCCGACUAGCCCGGACUCCGCUGAGGACUGCUGCAAGUCGCUGGUCCUGCAGAAGCCCGCCACCAUCUGCCGCUCCGUGGUGCUCGGGAGAAAGCCAGAAAACAAGACUGUAUUGCACCAGUUCUGCUGUCCAGCAGCUGACACUGAUCAAAAAGCAGAUUCUUCAAGUUGUUCUACAAGCGACUCCAAGCCUGCAAGCUGUGACCUGGGGGAGACAGGUGAGACGGAGGGCAGAGGGGAGGAGGAGGAGGAGGAGGAGGAGGAGGCAGGAACAGGCCAGCAAACACCAGAUGGCGGGGGCCCGACGCUGAUUGGAGUGGAGAGCGCAGGUGGCCGGGGUGCGCCCAUCACGGCGGGGCAGAAAGCCAGCCUUCAUCACACGGCCUCUCCCAUGAGGGUACAGAGGAACAAAGGAGCCAGCUCCUGCUCACACUCAUCCACAUCUGACUAUGAGCUCUCGCUUGACCUCAAAAACAAACAGAUCGAAAUGCUAGAGCACAAAUACGGAGGCCAUCUGAUCUCACGCAGAGCCGCAUGUACCAUCCAAACAGCUUUCCGGCAGUACCAGCUGAGCAAGAACUUUGAGAAGAUACGCAACUCACUUUUGGAAAGUCGCCUGCCACGCCGUAUCUCCUUACGCAAAAUAAGGUUACAAAAUUCAGAAGGUUUUUCUACUGAAAAAGCUCUUGUUGAAGGCUACAACUUUGUAGGCAUACCUUUAGUGCGUUCUCCCUCACUUCCAGCUACUAUCAGUGGUGCUCUGACUGAGCUGGAGGACUCAUUCACUGAGCAGGUGCAGUCAUUGGCCAAAUCAAUUGAUGAUGCCCUUAGCACCUGGAGCCUAAAAACAAUGUGCUCUCUUCAGGAAGGUGGAACCUAUCAGAUCACUGAAACCUUUAAAACAUCUGCUCCCAAUCCAGGAGGCAAAGAGAUGUUUACUGGGGAGACUGCAGGCCAAGAUAUUAGAGAAGACAUUAACCAGCCUGAUGCUCUGCCAUGCAGUGCCAGCACCUUAAUGAUGGCAUUCCGAGAUGUUACAGUGCAGAUUGACAAGCAGAACUUCUGCAUGUCUUCUUCAGUUAUGGAAUCUACUUCCGUUUCUCUCAGUAACUGUCUUCCACAGGACAGUGAAACAAUCUGUUUGGAAGAAAAAGAGGUCAAGGAGAAUACUCCAGAAGACAGAAUACCUGAGGGAGAACCUACAGAAGCAAGCGAGGAAAUGAAAGAGUUUCCAGAUCCACCUCCUAGUGAGGAGGAGGAGAACAAUACGAAAGAGGAGCAACUUGCUUUGCAGAAAGUAGAAAAUGCCGAGCCUGAUGGCACACAGGAAGUGGUUGAGGCCAAGAGAACAGAAUCAGAAAUAGCUGACAAUAGCUCUGAGCAAAUGAGCAGCAGUAGCACGUCAACAUCAGCCAAGUCAGCCUCUGAGGUUUCCUCCAAAGAGGCCCUCCAGGCCAUGAUUCUCAGCCUACCCAGGUACCACUGCGAAAAUCCAGCCAGCUGUAAGUCACCCACCCUCUCCACUGAUGUCAUGAGAAAGCGUCUCUACAGGAUUGGUCUCAACCUGUUUAACAUAAACCCAGACAAAGGGAUCCAGUUCCUUAUCUCCCGAGGCUUCAUUCCAGAUACCCCCAUUGGAGUUGCGCACUUUUUACUCCAGAGAAAGGGGCUGAGCCGCCAGAUGAUCGGGGAAUUUCUUGGUAACAGCAAGAAGCAGUUCAACAGGGAUGUCUUGGACUGUGUGGUGGAUGAGAUGGACUUUUCUGGCAUGGAGCUUGAUGAGGCAUUAAGAAAAUUUCAGGCUCACAUCAGGGUGCAAGGUGAAGCUCAGAAGGUUGAAAGACUAAUAGAGGCUUUCAGCCAGCGCUACUGCAUGUGUAACCCAGAUGUAGUCCAGCAAUUCCAUAACCCGGACACAAUCUUCAUCCUUGCCUUUGCUAUCAUCCUUCUGAACACGGAUAUGUACAGCCCUAACAUAAAGCCAGACCGUAAGAUGAUGUUGGAGGACUUCAUUCGCAACUUACGUGGUGUAGAUGAUGGUGCAGAUAUUCCACGAGAGAUGGUUGUGGGAAUAUAUGAAAGAAUCCAACAGAGAGAGCUGCGAUCCAAUGAAGACCAUGUGACUUAUGUGACCAAGGUGGAACAAUCCAUUGUAGGAAUGAAAAGUGUGCUAUCAGUUCCUCACCGGAGAUUAGUUUGCUGCAGUCGUCUUUUCGAGGUUUCAGACAUUAACAAGGCCCAGAAACAGGCGGCUCAUCAACGAGAAGUGUUCCUGUUUAAUGACUUGUUGGUGAUUCUAAAGCUAUGUCCAAAGAAGAAAAGUUCAGCUACUUACACUUUUUGCAAAGCUGUGGGUCUUCUAGGAAUGCAAUUUCAUCUGUUUGAAAAUGAAUAUUACCCACAUGGCAUCACAAUAAUUGCCCCUUUCUCGGGAUCAGAAAAGAAGCAAGUAUUGAACUUUUGUGGCCAAAGUGCAGAGGAGCUGCUAAAACUUGUGGAAGAUCUCAAAGAAUCCAUCGCAGAAGUGACAGAAAUGGAACAAAUCCGCAUUGAAUGGGAACUGGAGAAGCAACAAGGAGCAAAAAGUCAUCCUACAAAAAACAACGGAAGUCAGUUAGGGCUUCGAGGAAAACAAGGCUCCCCACCAGAUAAGCGAGACCUUGAAGACAAAACAGGAAACAAUACAUUAGAGGGUUCAUGGGGAGCCAGAGCCUAUCCCAGCAGCAAAAGAUGCAAGUCAGGAACCAGCUCUGGACUGUGGGAGGAAACUGGAGCCCCUGGAAGAAACCCAUGUGAACAUGGGGAGAAUGUUCAAACUCCAUACAGAAGGCACACGAAACCCGGAACUCGAACUGGGGUCCAAGAACUGUGAGGCAGCAUCACAACCAGCUGCCUAUCGUACAUUGUAAAAUCAUCUGUCCAUUCAAUUGUGUCAUAUCAAUUUAAAAAUUUAUCAGUAAUAAUGUAUUUUAGCAGAAAUGAAAGGUCUUAAUAUACCAAAUGUUGAUAAUAGAAAUAGGCAGUUGGGUAUGCUUUUUUCUGUUCAUUUAUCCAAACAUUUGUUUUCAAUACUGUUUCCUAGUUAGGUCAUGGGGGAUCCAGAGACAAUCCCGGCAGCAAAGGGCACAAGGCAAGAGCUCACCAGAGGGGUUACCACACAUACACCAGACAAAUUUAGAUAUGCUAAUCCUAAUAAUGAUCAUAAUUAUUUUUUAAAUAAUAAUGUUUGUAUAUGUUUCUACAAUACAAUUUAUUUGGCUUAAAAAUACUAUUUUUGAGAUAGUGAUAGUGUACUGUAUUUAAUUAAUAUGUAAUGUAAAUUAUCAUAGACUUUAUUAUUAUGUACAGUAAAUGAUCAUAGAAGGAUGCUUAGCAUAAUUAAAUGUGUCAUCAACUUUUUUUUUUAGUUUUAAUGAAGGCAUUUUCCUUCAUUCUGGAUCACAUGAAGCUUACACAGUCAUUACAAAUAAAGUUAAACGCUUUGACCAAAUGUCAAGCACCCCACAGUGGAGUGUAGUGAAAGUUUAUACUGUAAGAGAACUAUUUAAUAUACAACUUCUGUAGAUGUAUUUGUAAUGCUAUACAUUUUUGUGAGCUGAUGUAUAGUUUGCAUGCAACAGCAGAUAAUAAUUAAUCAACCAUACAUUAAAAACCUUAUUUGUGCAUCUGUUGGUCCAGUUUGCUAUAGUUUCUUCAUGAAUUGAAUAAGAUUGGAUGCUUAGACUCACUGCAUCAACAGAUGUUCAGUAAAAGUGAGCUUUAGUAAUUUAUGUUAUUUUCCACAUAUAUUUAUUUCAAUACAAAUUCAUGGCAGGAACUGAUUUGUAGAUGGUCAAUUUAACUGCAGGCCACACACUCUCACAAAGGGCAAUUUACCCUAAGCUAUGUGUCUUUCACCUGUGGAAGGAACCAAAGUCCCCAGAAAAAACUCCCAUGGGAGUGAGAAUGUGAAUGCUCUGUACAGAUAGAACCCUGACCAAGAUUUGAACCCAGAAAGUCUGGGGCCACAACACUUGUCACUCCACUAUCAUGCUGCCCUGUAAACAUUUUUUACUUUGAACUCUGAUUAUCUUUUUUUUCUUAUUUUAAUUUUAAUUCAUUUGUAUGUUGUUUUGAUUGGCUGUGCAUUAAGUAGUAUUUAAUAUAAAUAAUAUUUGCCAGCGUUAUAGUACAACACAAUAUGGUUUCAAAUUUGCAGUUUAUAUCUGUGUUCUCUUGGGAUUCUUAUACAAACUCCAGUGUCCUCUAACAGUCCAAAAUAUACUGUCAGAUUAAUUUGAGCAUCUGCACUGUGUCAGAGAGUAAUUAUGUUCCUACUUUUCUUUCUAAUACAAGAUUCCCAUUUUGCCCCCAACUCAGUGACAAGAGGAGCCACUCUUUCUGUUUCACAGUUUUUACAGUACUUAAAACAAUUUAAAGAAAACUUGGGUAAUAAUGUCUGUGUAAAUUUUAGCUGCACUCUAUCUGUCUCUGAGAUGCCUGGGUUGACCACAGCCUUGGUACCUUCUUGAACCUGGGUCAUUGAUAGUCUUGACUGGGAUGAAUGGUCAGUGAGGCAGACAAGCAAGAAUUUAAAAUUGGAAUCAAAGCAGCUUAUUUCUAAAACAGAGAAUUAAAAGUCCUCCAAUGUGCAAAAAACAGUCAAUUUAUUUGUGUCAAUAAAUAAAUAAAUAAUAUAUUACAAUCCAUUUCAUAAAAUAAAGUCAGUGUCACAGGGUGUCUAAAAUGAUAAGUUCAAAUAACUAAGUUAAAAAUCCCAGUCAUCUGAAAAUUAAAAACAUUUCUUCCCUUCACAUCCUCUCCUGGUUUUCAUCAGGUAGACCGUAGACAUCAAGGCCACUGCCUGUCACAUCCCUGAUCCCACACGUGGACCUGAGCUGUAGCCGCCUUCAAUCUCCAGGGUGCCUUGACCAUUCUUCGAAUACAGCUGCAUCUGGCUCCUUCCCAGAUAAUGCUUGACGCAGCCUUAAUCCAAGCUGACCCACAAUGAACAACACAGCUCCAAGGACAUCUUGCCAUCUAUUGGAUGCUGCUCUUGUGCCUCUGUCCUUCAUUUAAUUCCAGUGGCCUCUGUUUCUCUCAUGUGUUUGAUUGCUCAGCGGUUGGGACAACUAUCACCAUCCAGAACUCCUCACACAGCCAGCAAUCCUGCUUUUCCUCUAAACAGUCAGUCCGGUUGAUUGAAUUUUUAGUAAGUAUAAAGUGGUUCAUCAAUCAAUUGAAAUUAGAGAAGUAGCUAAUGACAAGGAACAUACAAAGACAACUCUGGUCACCAUAAAGCAGCACCACAUGGCUAAUUAUGCAUGUAUAAUUAGCCACACACUGCAGAUAGGAAGCAAGAAGCCUCCCCUCCCAGAAGGAAAACACAUGAGACCCAAUGAAAUAAUAACAAUGAAAGAUUUAUUACUAUUUACAAAGCAAUCCUAUCUUCUUGAGGGAAGAAAAAAGUGCAAAGCAUCUGUGCAGAAGCCAGAAGGAAAUAGCAUCUUCCAUCUGCGCCUGGAGCCGUGACUUCAAUAACUGGAACAAGACUGUUCCAUGCUAUUGCUUUGUUGUAUGGCUAAUGUGUUCCUCAAGAAUGAAACUCAGUGAUCAUAAUGAUAGAUUUAUUUAUUUAUUUUUACAUAUUUCUAGUUUGUGGCCAUGUCUUGUAUUUUGCUUUUGGCUAUCAUUCCGUCUGUGUCUUUUGUUGUUUAAAGCACGAUGGUGCAAAGGUUAACACUGCUGUCUCACAGCUCAGAUCACAAUUUUGGACACAAUAAUCGGUCCAGCAUAGUUGGCAGACACCGCCCUUUUCCUCAAGGACUCUUAGACGACCACUGCACCAUUAUAAUCCACUAAAAAUGAGUUCAAUUUCUCCAUUCCCAUUGACUUCAAUGCAUUGUGCAGAUUUUUUGGAAAAGAUUCU